AAAUCCUACCCAAUGUCGGCGCGCCUCGACACGACCGUCCAAACCGAGCCCGAAGACCUCUCUUCAUCAGAUCGAGCUAAAAAACCGAAAAAGAAAACCGGCUUCGAAUCCGAGACCUCAGCAGACGAGGGUGAUACAGACAACGAGAUGGUGUUCAUAAAGAACCCCAACGGGAGAGAAAGCAAGCCUUAUAACGUGGACUUCAAUGCAGGGAAUAUGUCGUUAUUAGGAGCGUUGGAUCUGGACGAAUCGGACUCGGAGAACGAGAAUGGAUUGAUGGAUAAACUGGCGACUGCUAUUGGACACCUAUUUACGGAUGAUUCAAGUGCCGACGACCUAAGCAACGAAGAAGACUCGUCGGCGCCGGAGCAAAGCGAGCCCGAAGGCAGUGAUAAUGAAGACAACGAUAAGGCUGUCUCCUUCACCGACUCCGACACUAAGGCGAAGAAAGAUACGGAGCACAAGACUGUCACGUUGCAGGAGCCAGUGCGAGAAGACAGCGUAGACUCCGGCCUCGAAACGGAAAGCUUCGCAGAGCGCAUGUGCACAUACGUCAUACUCGAAGCUAAGGAAAGCCUCAACAUCACCAUCACACCAGCUGGUGCCCGCGCAUUGUUGGCUUUGUCGGCUGCCAUCACCGACAGGACGUCUGUCGUGUCGGCUAUUGUUACUAGUGAGACUGGACUCGUGCUGGUCAAUGAUAUAGGACCUGGAUCAACAGUGCAUUUAAGGACACGAGCAGAAACUGAUUUAGCAGGGAAUGACAGGGUAUUGGCUAUAGCCGACUAUGACGCCGACGCCAGCCGCCCUAGUACUCCAGGCUGUGACACAUCAGGAGCGGAUCUACUGGACGAUGAAAUCGUAAAAGAACCCAAACCUGAAAUGGCUGAUGUAAGCGAAGAUUGGGAUUGCGUGUUCGAGGGCGGUUUCCCCGCGGGCGGCAUGUCUCCGCCGGGGGCGGGCGCCAGCUGGGCGCCGCCCGCCCCGCCGGCACAGCUGCGGGCCAAGCUCACCGACCUCACGCUGUCUGUCAGGCUGCACGACAUGGACCCGCUCACGAUCCUGUGCCCAUCACGUAACGCAACUAAACUACACGUGCUGCAUCCGAGCCGCCACGAUACGCGAUACUAUAUCGUGGUAGAGCGCGCGUCCAAGUACAACGCCAAGAAGAUCGUGGUCCGCUCGCCAUUGCAGAUCCGCAACGAGACCUCCUACCCUCUCGAACUCUUCUACAAGAAGUCCGAGCUAGCAGCGGCGGGCGCGGGCGCGGGCGCACCCGGUGCCCUCACCAACCCCUUCGACGACAAGCGGCGGCUGUGCGUGCUGGCGCCGCAGGAGCAGUACAACGUGCCGCUGUACAUCGCCUACCACUGCAGGCUGUUCCUGCUGCCGUCCAGCGCACAGUGAGUACUGUGCGCGCGCGCCUGGUGCCCUCACCAACCCCUUCGACGACAAGCGGCGGCUGUGCGUGCUGGCGCCGCAGGAGCAGUACAACGUGCCGCUGUACAUCGCCUACCACUGCAGGCUGUUCCUGCUGCCGUCCAGCGCACAGUGAGUACUGUGCGCGCGCGCCUGGUGCCCUCACCAACCCCUUCGACGACAAGCGGCGGCUGUGCGUGCUGGCGCCGCAGGAGCAGUACAACGUGCCGCUGUACAUCGCCUACCACUGCAGGCUGUUCCUGCUGCCGUCCAGCGCACAGUGAGUACUGUGCGCGCGCGCCUGGUGCCCUCACCAACCCCUUCGACGACAAGCGGCGGCUGUGCGUGCUGGCGCCGCAGGAGCAGUACAACGUGCCGCUGUACAUCGCCUACCACUGCAGGCUGUUCCUGCUGCCGUCCAGCGCACAGUGAGUACUGUGCGCGCGCGCCUGGUGCCCUCACCAACCCCUUCGACGACAAGCGGCGGCUGUGCGUGCUGGCGCCGCAGGAGCAGUACAACGUGCCGCUGUACAUCGCCUACCACUGCAGGCUGUUCCUGCUGCCGUCCAGCGCACAGUGAGUACUGUGCGCGCGCGCCUGGUGCCCUCACCAACCCCUUCGACGACAAGCGGCGGCUGUGCGUGCUGGCGCCGCAGGAGCAGUACAACGUGCCGCUGUACAUCGCCUACCACUGCAGGCUGUUCCUGCUGCCGUCCAGCGCACAGUGAGUACUGUGCGCGCGCGCCUGGUGCCCUCACCAACCCCUUCGACGACAAGCGGCGGCUGUGCGUGCUGGCGCCGCAGGAGCAGUACAACGUGCCGCUGUACAUCGCCUACCACUGCAGGCUGUUCCUGCUGCCGUCCAGCGCACAGUGAGUACUGUGCGCGCGCGCCUGGUGCCCUCACCAACCCCUUCGACGACAAGCGGCGGCUGUGCGUGCUGGCGCCGCAGGAGCAGUACAACGUGCCGCUGUACAUCGCCUACCACUGCAGGCUGUUCCUGCUGCCGUCCAGCGCACAGUGAGUACUGUGCGCGCGCGCCUGGUGCCCUCACCAACCCCUUCGACGACAAGCGGCGGCUGUGCGUGCUGGCGCCGCAGGAGCAGUACAACGUGCCGCUGUACAUCGCCUACCACUGCAGGCUGUUCCUGCUGCCGUCCAGC
Ostrinia furnacalis (Asian corn borer) is the source of this 2582-nucleotide messenger RNA. RefSeq lists its product as uncharacterized. The transcript is spliced from 8 exons. The record is from RefSeq and is a predicted model, not a curated record. Lineage: Eukaryota; Metazoa; Arthropoda; Insecta; Lepidoptera; Crambidae. Bases 13 to 1407 code for a protein of 464 amino acids.